AUGUUCCUGGGCAUGAGCAUUAUAGCGGAUCGAUUCAUGUCUUCUAUAGAGGUCAUAACCUCCCAGGAGAAGGAGAUCACCAUAAAAAAGCCAAACGGUGAGACCACAACGGCCACGGUCAGAAUCUGGAACGAGACCGUCUCUAAUCUCACUCUAAUGGCCUUGGGUUCCAGUGCCCCCGAGAUACUGCUGUCUGUUAUUGAGGUGUGCGGUCACGGUUUCGAGGCCGGCUCUCUGGGCCCCAGCACCAUCGUGGGCAGCGCCGCCUUCAACAUGUUCGUCAUCAUCGCCCUGUGCGUGUACGUGGUUCCCGACGGAGAGACGCGCAAAAUCAAACACCUUCGGGUGUUUUUCGUCACGGCGGCCUGGAGCAUCUUCGCCUACAUUUGGCUCUACCUGAUCCUGAGUGUGUUUUCGCCUGGAGAGGUGGAGGUUUGGGAGGCGGUGCUGACCUUCCUCUGCUUCCCGCUCUGCGUGGUCCAGGCCUGGGUAGCCGACCGCCGCCUCCUCUUCUACAAGUACGUCCGCAAGCGUUACCGCGCCGACAAGAACCGCGGCAUCAUCAUCGAGACGGAGGGAGGAGCCGACGGAGGGCUCGGAGGCAUGGACGGAGGAGGCGGGGGCGGAGCGCUGGGUCCGGGAGGCUUCACCAAGAUGGACAUGCUGGAGCUGGACGGGCAGAUAGCGCUGAACUGUCACAGCGGGCUGGACGGAGGGAUGAUGGAGGAAGGAGCCAAGGAUGAGGAGGACGAGGCCAGGAGGGACAUGGCGAGGACGCUGAAGGAGCUGAAGCAGAGGCACCCCGAUAAAGACAUGGAGCAGCUGAUUGAGAUGGCUAAUUACCAGGUCCUGAUGCAGCAGCAGAAGAGCCGAGCGUUCUACCGCAUCCAGGCCACCAGGAUGAUGAUCGGCGCCGGGAACAUCCUGAAGAAGCACGCCGCCGACCAGGCUCGCAAGGUGGUGAGCAGCCAUGAGACCCAGGCCCAGGAGGACGACCCCCACACCAUCAGGAUGGAUUUCGAGCCCUCUUUGUACCAGUGCUUCGAAAACUGCGGCUCCCUGAAGCUGACCGUCGGCAGACACGGAGGAGACGCCGGAGUCACCGUCAAGGUGGAUUAUCGUACAGAGGACGGUACAGCCAACGCAGGUUCAGAUUAUGAGUUUGCAGAGGGGACGCUGCUCUUCAAGCCGGGGGAGACCCUCAAAGAGAUCACAGUGGGCGUGAUUGAUGACGACAUCUUCGAGGAGGACGAGUACUUCUACGUCCACCUCAGCAACCCUCGCGUGGUCGGAUACCCCGAGAUCGGCACCGCCCCUCUGGACGCCAGCGCCACGCCGAAAGCGGUGCUGGGUGAUAAUCACACGGCCACGGUGACCAUCUACGAUGACGAUCACGCAGGCAUCUUUACCUUUGAGAGCGCCAGCCAGCGGGUGAGCGAGAGCGUCGGCGUCAUGGAGGUGAAGGUGUUGAGGACGUCGGGGGCUCGAGGCCUGGUGGCCAUUCCCUACCGAACCCUGGACGCCACCGCCAAAGGAGGGGAGGACUACGAGCUGGCUGCCGGCAAGCUGGAGUUUCAGAACGACGAGACCAUGUGAGUACGAUACCUUGAGAAUGUCGCGACAACACCUUUGUGGAUGCUCGUUCUGUGUUUCACUUCCAUUUGA
This is a messenger RNA of Stegastes partitus (bicolor damselfish), 1665 nucleotides long. RefSeq names its product sodium/calcium exchanger 1-like. Gene Ontology annotation, molecular function: calcium:sodium antiporter activity. Lineage: Eukaryota; Metazoa; Chordata; Actinopteri; Pomacentridae. Gene Ontology annotation, cellular component: sarcolemma; axon; postsynapse. The transcript is spliced from 9 exons. Gene Ontology annotation, biological process: sodium ion transmembrane transport; cell communication; calcium ion import across plasma membrane. The record is from RefSeq and is a predicted model, not a curated record.